Molecule: messenger RNA, 2360 nt
Organism: Contarinia nasturtii (swede midge)
Lineage: Eukaryota; Metazoa; Arthropoda; Insecta; Diptera; Cecidomyiidae
Product: synaptotagmin-5
Exons: 8
Coding region: 385-1821 (478 amino acids)
Biological process (GO): cellular response to calcium ion; regulation of dopamine secretion; calcium-ion regulated exocytosis
Cellular component (GO): membrane
Molecular function (GO): syntaxin binding; calcium ion binding; phosphatidylserine binding
Source: RefSeq, a predicted model, not a curated record
UCGUUCAAUUAACAAAGCAUCAAAGUUUUCAAAUAAUUUUAACUUGAUUGUGUUUUACCACUUUGGUGUAUUUUUUUUUUACUUUUUCGGAGUGAAAAUCGUAUUGGAAACUUUUGGUUUGGGAUUUUCUUACCAUAUGCUUGGAAAUUCAAAACGAGUUUCAAUUAAUUUCAAGUGUUUCGAUGUUAAGUUUACUUCAUUUUCUCGAUUUUCAAGCAUAAUGAUACAAAUUGAGUGCCGAUAAAAUCAUUUAAUGGGUUUAAAUUGAGAAAAGGCCGAAUCUUUGAAUCAGAACCGCCAACACUGAUAGGUUGUCACUGAAAAAAGGAAACGUUGAGUGGAUUGAUUGAAUAAGCGCAACCGCAGAGUAAUUGACGUUGCAUAAUGGAUUUUACAUUCGAUCCGAACGAUAUAACUGUGCCACAAGUGGCUCUCUAUUCAACCAUAUCAUUCCUUAUUGUCACAGUAAUAGGUGUUUUUCUCUAUAUAACUUGCUCAAAAAAAUACAAAUUGAAUUGGUUUGAAAAGAAUUUGCUGGAGACCGCAUGCGAGAGUCAGGAAUUUGGAGCAAGUCAAGAGGCGCUUUUAGUGAACAACGCAAUACCGUACAAUGUGGAUACAGUCGAUUCAACAAGUUUGCGUUCAUCAAAUCGGAGUCCGGUAUCGGUAAACGAAACAUUUUGGGUUCCAACAAUAAAUCCUCGGCAUGCGAGUACACACAGUGAAGCAUUGGCAACCACUUCAACAGAUGAUUCAUUGCCAGCCACACCAACAUCGCCGACGGGCUCGCAUGCUUCGAUGGCAUUGUCGAUUGGAUCGGGUAAUACGGUUCCAAUAGCUCGUACCGAUAAACAUGUUGUGCUUGCCAUGAGUCCGGCGCGUCCGAAAGUAUCAUCAAUGCAAGCUAAAUUGGAUCACACAAAAAUCGAUACGUCUCUCUAUGAACAGGCGAAAAUCAAGCGGAAUCCAUCCAUACCGGAGGACACGCGUGGUGUUAUCAAUUUGACAAUCAAUUAUGAUCCAAAUGCUGGCAUUCUAACAGUUCGUCUUAUUGAGGCUAACGAUUUACAGCCAAGGGAUUUCAGUGGUACGGCCGAUCCAUACGCAAAAAUCCGAUUGCUACCUGAUAAAACCAAUUUUUGGCAAACAAAAAUACAUAAAAGAACAUUGAACCCAAUUUUCGAUGAGGAUUUUGUAUUUGAAGAGCGUCCCGCAGUGAUUGGUCGACGUAUUAUUGAGAUUUUGUUGUACGAUUUCGAUUCGUAUUCACGGCAUUUUUGCAUUGGCGGCACUCAAAUCGAUUUGGCCAAAUUGGAUUUGACGCAUAAAAUUGAUAUUUGGCAAUUUUUGGGCUCAUGUUCCGAACAAGAUGCUAAAGUUGAACUCGGCGAUGUUAUGUUAUCCAUGUCAUAUCUGAAUUCGGCCGAAAGAUUGACCGUCGUUUUGAUAAAGGCACGAAAUUUAAAGGUCGUUGACAUGUCACGCAAUUCGUCAGAUCCGUAUGUUAAAUUGUCGCUCAUUCAAAAUGGUAAAAAGAUUAAAAAACGAAAAUCAGGAGUCUAUCGCAAUACAACAUGUCCUGUAUUCAAUGAAGCACUCACCUUCGAUAUUUCCAAGGAUACUCUUAAAACGUGCACCAUUGAAAUUCUUGUCGCUCAUGACAGUUUAUUGGGCUCCAAUGAGAUAAUUGGACGUGCUUUAGUUGGAAAUGAUAAAAGUUUGCCACAACCAAAUCGUGCUAUCUUCGAUGACCUACUUAGAUCAAAAUCGGCGACAGCUACCGCGCAAUGGCUUUCAUUAACCGAACCAGCUGUUCAGUAAAUCACAGCGAAAGAAGUCUGCUUCAAUUUUUUAAAUUUUUAUUUGAAAUCUUCAUAGAAAAUCUAUUCUGAGUGGAAAGGAAUCUUAUUAAGCCACUGUUAAAAAUUGCAAAAGUAUUAUUUUUCUUUGAAUAUAUAUACAAAACAAAAUGGGAAACAAUUUUUUCUAUUUAGAUAGAAUUUGAUGUAUAUUGUUUUAUGGUCUCAAUAAACAAGAAUUUAUGCACUUUAUAUGUGUUUUACAAUCUAGAAAAGUAUUUGCGCAGGCGAGGAAAAUCAGUGACAAUGAUUUUCAUGACAGUGAAAUUGUUGAUUGAAAACAAUCUUAUGUUAAUGUAAAUAAAUAUAAAAAAUGCCUCUAAACAAUAGAACUAAAUCAAAAUAAAUGUAACUAUGUGUCAUAUAGUAUAUGAUUAAACAAAUAUUUUUGAAUCAAUAUGAACAAUAUUUUUGUUAUUAUUGCACCAUUCUCGUAUGAAAUUGAGAUUGAAAUAAUGCUAUAUGGGAAAAUAGUAACCAUUAUUUAUUGACAUGAAUAAA